AUUCUGAAAUGGGCACCCCAAUGGCGUUCUCUGGUUCUCUGUCCUCGGGCAUGCGCAGUUAGCAGAAGUCGCUAACCGUUAUCGACGUUCGAGGGUCUCCACGGCAAUCUGUCCAGCCAGCUCCUCCAGGCCUUGGUACCCGCGUUUUACUCGAAGUGGGUCGAACGCAGUGAAAAUAAAGUUGUUUGAGGAUAUUGGCGCAGAAAACAUCACACAACUUGAAUAUUUUUUCCAAUUGCACAAGAUGAAGCUGUGGUGGGGCUGGGCGUGUGUGCUGCUCCUCUCCCUCCUGGCUCUCUCUGUGUCCCAGGCUGAAGCUCAGGAUGACCUGGACCUGGAGAUGGAGGAAGCUAUGGUGGAAGACAUGGUAGAAGAUAGGGAAGACUCAGCAGAGAUAGAGGGAGAGGCGGAGAUGGAAGGGGAGGCGGAAGGGGAGAAGGGAACCGAUGCCAACGUCUCCUUCCAGGUGACCUACAAGACUCCUGUUCCCAUCGGAGAGGUGUACUUCUCAGAGACCUUUGACGACGGCUCACUGGACAGGUGGCAGGUGUCAAAGACAAUGAAGGAAGACGCAGACGAUGAAAUUGCUAAAUAUGAUGGUAAGUGGUCUGUGGAGCAGCUGAAGGAGAAUAAAGUACCAGGAGACAUGGGUCUGGUUCUUAAGUCCCGGGCCAAACAUCACGCCAUCGCCUCCCUGUUGGACAGACCCUUCCUCUUCCGGGACGACGCCCUAGUCGUACAGUAUGAGGUGAACUUCCAGGAUGGUAUUGACUGUGGUGGAGCCUACAUCAAACUGCUGUCAGACGAAGAUGACCUGGAUCUGGAGCAGUUUAAUGACCGUACCUCCUACACCAUCAUGUUUGGUCCUGAUAAGUGUGGAGAGGACUACAAGCUGCACUUCAUCUUCCGCCACAGGAGCCCUCUGAACAAAGACCUGGAGGAGAAACACGCCAAGAGGGCCGAUGUCGACCUGAAGAAGUUCUACACCGACAAGAAGACUCAUCUCUACACACUGGUCCUGAACCCAGACAACAGCUAUGAGAUCCUGGUAGACCAGAGCAGUGUUAGUCGUGGCUCUCUGCUUCAUGAUGUGGUUCCUCCUGUUAACCCCACCAAGGAGAUAGAUGAUCCCACUGACUCUAAACCUGAAGACUGGGACGAGAGGGCCAAGAUACCAGACCCAGAGGCUGUCAAACCUGACAACUGGGAUGAGGAGGCUCCGGCUAAGAUCCAGGACCCUGAUGCUGUGAAGCCAGAGGGAUGGCUGGACGACGAGCCUGAGUUUGUAGCCGACCCCGCCGCCAAUAAACCAGACGACUGGGAUGAGGAGAUGGAUGGAGAGUGGGAGGCCCCUCAGGUUCCUAACCCAGUGUGUGAGACAGCCCCUGGAUGUGGGCAGUGGAAACCCCCUACCAUCAACAACCCUCAGUACAAGGGCAAGUGGAAGGCCCCUCUGGUGGACAACCCCCACUACCAGGGUGUGUGGAGCCCGCGUAAGAUCCAGAACCCGGACUACUUUGAGGACCUGGCUCCGUUCAAGAUGACGUCGUUCAGAGCCGUGGGGCUGGAGCUCUGGUCUAUGACAUCAGAGAUCUACUUCGAUAACUUCAUCAUCACUUCAUAUAAAGAGGUGGCUGAUCGCUGGGCUGGAGACAGCUGGGGACUCAAGAAACUGGUGGCUAGUGCCAACGAGCCGGGUGUGUUUUCCCAGUUGACCAUGGCAGCAGAGGAGAGACCGUGGCUCUGGGUGGUCUACAUACUGACUGUUGGUCUGCCCAUAGGACUGACUGUUUUAUUCUGCUGGCCCAAGAAAUCAGAUGAUGACUAUGUGUACAAGAAGGUGGACCCACCUAAACCCGAUGUAGAAGAGGAGGAAGAGGAUGAUGAUGAAGAAGAGGAGGAGGAGGAAGAAGAGGAGAAGGGAGACCAAGCAGCUGAGGCCAAAGCUACUGAGAGUCUAACACCUGCAGAAGCGAAGAAAGAGAAGGCGGAGGAGGAGACUGGGGCAGCUGGAGGGGACAGUGUAGAAGAUGAAGAGGAAGAUGAGGAGGAGGAGGACGAAGGAGAGGAGGAAGAAGAGACCAAGUCCAAUGAGGCAGCAUCGGAUGAUGUCAGUGCUGAGCAGAAGGAGGAGGCAGACGAGGGGGCCACAGCGUUGGCGACGGACACAAACAGUCUGUGAGGAAGAGGAGGGUACGGAAAGACUGAUGAAGACCAACGACGACAAAUGAAGCCUUCUCUCUCUCUCUCUCUCUCUCAUCUCUGCAUGCCCUCUGGUGGUCCUAGUGACCAAGAUACUACCCCUCCUCCUCCAUCAGUCGAAUGACAACCAUCCCCCUUUCCUUCUCAUCUUCCUUUGUUCUCUCUAUCCGUUACGCCUCUCUCUAAGGCCAUCAAGGAUACCCUGACCCCCCAACCCUCCUUUCUUCCAAAAUGAAUACUAUGCCCCCUCAUCUUCUUCCUCCUUCCCCCCAUCAUCUUCAUCAGCUGCAACUUUCUAACCCCCCCUCUUCAGCUUCCAGUCUUCCUGACUAUAGUUCCUAGUUCUGGUUUAUUGUUGGCAUUUGUUAAGCUUCAGAAGUAUUUUUUUAUUCAAACUAAAGUUAAAAGGCAGCUCUCUCUGGCUUGUGUCUCAAAUGACACCCUAUUCCCUGAAAUAGAGCUUUGGUCAGGGUAGUGCACUACAUGGGGGGGAAAUAAGGUGUUAAAAAGUAGUGCACUACAUGGGGGGGAAAUAAGGUGUUCAAAAUUAGUGCACUACAUGGGGGGAAAUAAGGUGUUAUAAAGUAGUGCACUACUUGGGGGGAAUAAGGUGUUCAAAAGUAGUGCACUACUUGGGGGGAAAUAAGGUGUUAAAAAGUAGUGCACUACAUGGGGGGAAAUAAGGUGUUAAAAAGUAGUGCACUACUUGGGGGGAAAUAAGGUGUUAAAAAGUAGUGCACUACAUGGGGAAUAGGGUGGUGAGAGAGAGUGAAGACCUCUAUAGCCAUGUUACUGUAUUGCUGCUGUGUGACUGAAGUUGCCAUGUUUCUCCAGCCUGGUCUCAGAUCUGGUUGUAGUUGGAGUCAAUUCCUCUGACUAUUAUUGUGACAAUAUUUGGCUCUAAAAUACAAACUGUGCAUCCCAAAUGGCACCCUGUUCCCGUUAUAUUGAACUACCCUAUGGGCCCUGGUCAAAAGUAGUGCACUAUAUAGGGUGCCUCUGGUCAAAAGUUGUGCACUAUAUUGGGAAUAGGGUGCCAUUUGGGACUUACAUAUACAGAUCUGGGACCAGUCUUAAAGUUUUAGUAGAGAGACAGACAGAAGGAUAUUUUAAGACAAUAAGGCGCCUUACGUCAGGUUUAAGAAGGUUAUACAUCUACUUUAGAUUCAUAGUGUUUGUUUUUCAUUAACUUAUAAAAGGAAGUUCAUAAUAUAAUAUGUCAGUUCUUUGUGUUAUUUAGUUUUUUACUAAAUUAUAUGGAUUUAAAACUGAGGAUUGAAAAUCGGCACUGAUAAAAAUGUAUCUAUUUAUUCAUUCUCGUUUGAAACUUCUCCCUCUUGUUCAUUUUAAGGCUAAAUUUAAAACAUAAGAAAAUAUUACAAUGCAGUUUUUUUGUCUUGAGUGAAUUGAAAUGUUAGGAUGUUUGAAAAAAUAUAUAUAUUAUAAUAAUUUGUAGUUAGUUUUACCACUGUUUUGCUUAUUGUGAGCCUACGUCAGAACAAACAAGUUGUUUGCCCAAAGUCGGCAUAAAACCCUCUAUUCUCCACCCGAGGGAGGUGGGUAUUCCCAAAUAUCCUAACUCCGGUUCCAGAAUGAAUUACAAACAAUUCUGUCUUGUAUGGAAAGAGAUGUGCAGAUUUCUGCGUUUGUUCUGUUUUCUCUCCAGCUUUUUCUAGUAAAUGUUUUCUGUUCUCGUCCGACAACCAGGCAUAUUUCCCUGUUUCCAAUAAGUUGCAAAUUGUACAUUGCUCUUGGAAAAUUAAAUAUUUAAUACAAAAACAGUCUUACUAGUUUGUUGUAAGCCUGGUCCCAGA
Messenger RNA from Salmo salar (Atlantic salmon), 4016 nucleotides. NCBI's taxonomy places the organism in Eukaryota, Metazoa, Chordata, Actinopteri, Salmoniformes, Salmonidae. The record is from RefSeq and is a predicted model, not a curated record.